Molecule: messenger RNA, 1521 nt
Organism: Corylus avellana
Lineage: Eukaryota; Viridiplantae; Streptophyta; Magnoliopsida; Fagales; Betulaceae
Source: RefSeq, a predicted model, not a curated record
AUGGGGUUCCAUAACAGAGCCCUUCUCUCCAAGUUGGGAUGGCAAAUCCACUCCAAUCAAGAUCUUUUGUGGGUUCGGGCUCUAAAAGCUAAAUAUUUGGGCAAUUACAAUUUUUUGGAUGCUCCUAUUAAGAAUGGGUCCUCUUGGCUUUGGAAAGGUAUUCUCAAGAAUAGGCUUAUUAUUGAGAAAGGGGCAUGCUGGGCAGUUUCUAGAGGCUUGGAUCUCAACAUUUGGUCUUCCCCAUGGAUCCCUUCCUUACCUGGCUUUAAACCUACCCCAAAUCCUUCUUCUUCCCCUCUCCCUAACCUUAAUGUUUCUGACCUUAUAGAUAGGAAUAACAAUUCUUGGAAUUCCUCUCUAAUCCAUGAACUUUUUGAACCAUUAUCAGCCUCCCAAAUUCUCAACAUCCAUCUUCCUAUUUCCAUUAGAAAUGACAAGUUAAUUUGGGCCCCUUCCCCCACAGCUAAGUUCUCUGUCAAAUCAGCCCAUGAAUUGCUUAUUCAUUCACAAAAUUCCAGAAUUCCUCCCCUAGACAAUGAUGAUUGGAACCUUCUUUGGAGCCUAAAACUUCAACAUAGACACAAACACUUUCUUUGGAAACUGUGCUGGAAUGCCCUUUAUGUUAGAGAAAACAUUGGGAGUUUUGUCUCUCAUUCAGAUCCGGAGGUGUGGGAUUGCCCUCUUUGCCAUGGUAAUGUGGAAUCUCAGCACCAUCUUUUCUUGGAUUGUCCCUUUGCCAAGAUUAUUUGGAGAAACCAAAAAUGGCCCUUGGAUACUACUGCCUUCAGCAAUAUUUCUAUUCCCUCUUGGAUUAGAAUUUUGCUUAGGCCACACUCUAUGCUUGGCAUCCCCUUUGAGGAAGUUUUUGAAUUCCAAUUGACUGCAGUGAUUUUUCUAGACCAGAUUUGGUUUGCCCGUAACCAAUUGAUUCACAAAAAUAUCACUCCAGUAAUCUCCAACACUUUGAAGUCCAUCUCAAAUGUCAUCCGGACACAUCUUCAAGCUUGGAAAGCAUCUUCAUUUGGUCAAUCCAUUUGGCAUCCUCCUCCUACAGGUUCUAUGAAAAUUAACUUUGAUGUUGCUACUAAUGCUUAUUUUUCAGUAACUGCGGCUGUCCUAAGCAACUCUUCGGGUGACAUCAUCUCAGCAUUUACUAAAAAAUUGAUUUCCACUGACGUGAACAAGGGAGAAUCCAUGGCAGCUCUUACCGGGAUUGAUCUUGCUAUCUUACAAGGCUGCAACAAUUUGUUGAUUGAGGGUGAUUCUUUGGUCUCUAUCUUAGCCAUUAACAAUCAGAAUCUCUUCACCGAAUGGACCAUUGCUCCAAUCAUUGCCGACAUUCAGUUGAAACUUCAGCAUUUUCAAGUUUGGAAUGCUACAAAAGUUUCUAGAAGUGCAAACUUUCGUGCGUACCACCUCGCCAAGUGGGCCGCUACCAACCUUGUGUUUGGUAGCAUUCCCAAUUCCUCUUCCAUCUUAUCUUCUAUUAGAAUUAAUAGCGGGAAGGAUCCCCCUUUGUAA